Molecule: messenger RNA, 637 nt
Organism: Schistosoma curassoni
Lineage: Eukaryota; Metazoa; Platyhelminthes; Trematoda; Strigeidida; Schistosomatidae
Source: the annotation of a GenBank genome assembly
AUGGCCUUGAAACUUAACACAAUGGAUAGAAGAGCAUUGAUUGAAAAAUUCCAUCAAAUGGAUAAAAAUUGUGAUGGCGUUUUAACACCGUCUGAAAUUCGACUCUGUGUUCAGCGAUCCGGUCUACCUCCAUCGAAAGUUGAUGAAUUUCUACGUUUAUUCGAUUUAAGCGGUGAUAAUAUGAUUACACUUCAAGAAUAUAUUUGUGCGCUUGGUUUACAACCACCACCGCCAAAAGAUGUUGAACAAUGGAGGAGAACCUUUAAUGAAGUCGACCAAGAUAGAUCAGGACAAUUAUCACUAGAUGAAAUCAGAAACGUUUUACGGGAACUAGGAUAUCGUCGUGUAUCUGAGGACGCUUUAAAUCGUUGGAUGCAAAGUGUUGACAAGAAUUGUAAUCAAAUGAUUGACUUCUCUGAAUUCAGCGCAUUUCUUUACGAAAAUUGGCAAGAAUAAACCAGACUUUAACCGAGCGACCAGAUAUUUAUUUCCACAAAUACUUUCCUCUAACAAAAUUGAAAAUAUAACUACUACUGCUCUGCUGUAUCUGUAUUAUUUUAUAUUACAUAAACGUUUACAGAUGCGAACUACUAAUAGUAUGGUUUACCUUAUUGUCAUGAUAGUAAUAUGAAAAGUG